AUGGCAAGUAUUGCAGUGAAAGUGGUGGUGGAAAAGUUGGCAUCGCUCCUAGCACAAGAAGCUCAAUUCCUCGGCGGAGUCAGGAGGGGAGUUAGCGAGUUACGUGAUGAUUUGGAAAGCAUGAGAUCUUUCUUGCACGAUGCCGAAUCAAGAAUUGAAACGGAAAAAGGCGUCGAAACUACGAUCAUACCCCCCAUCUCUCUCUCAGUUGAUCGUCGAUUCGACCCCUCCUCUCUCUCUCACUCACCAGUCACCGUCAACCCCCUGGCUGCGGCGGGGGCGCCGAUCCUCUGCGGACGCGGGGACAAGAGGACGAAGAAAGGGAAGAGGUUCAAGGAAUCGCACGGAAACUCGAGGCUGAAGAAGGAGAAGAUGAUCGAGCGGAUUAAAGACAAGGUCGAUGUGCCCAGGUCCACCCCUUGGCCCUUCCCUUUUAAGCUCAUUUGAUGCUACUUGCUUUUCAUAGGAAACGUAGUAAUGCACUGAUGUGUUUGAAAACCUGGGGUUAGGAUUUAGGGGAUUCGAUUGCGAUUGGAAUAUGCAGAUUUUUAUAUGAAUGUGUAAUGGGUUUUGUGUGAUUGUGGUU
Messenger RNA from Rhododendron vialii, 586 nucleotides. RefSeq lists its product as uncharacterized. The transcript is spliced from 2 exons. Gene Ontology annotation, biological process: plastid translation. The coding region runs from base 1 to 447 and encodes 148 amino acids. The record is from RefSeq and is a predicted model, not a curated record. Lineage: Eukaryota; Viridiplantae; Streptophyta; Magnoliopsida; Ericales; Ericaceae. Gene Ontology annotation, cellular component: plastid; ribosome.